Molecule: messenger RNA, 1023 nt
Organism: Cladocopium goreaui
Lineage: Eukaryota; Dinophyceae; Suessiales; Symbiodiniaceae
Source: the annotation of a GenBank genome assembly
AUGCUGCAGGAGUUUGUAGAGAAGGUGGAACGUGGCGAUCUGGACGGUAUCCUCUCCCUGCAGAUCUCGGAAGCAGCACCAGGCCUAUCCCAGGAGCUGCGGGCCGUGGUGGGCGCCUGGCUGCCUCAGAUCCUGGUGCCCUGUAGGGCCGAGCUGUCGCCCGCGCAGAGGCGGAAGAUGUUGGAAGAGCUGGAGGAAGGCAACCAGCACCUGUCGCGCUUCGCCACCGCCUUGACCGACACGGCUGCGGCCAUGGCGCCCAAGCACGCAGUGCUGGCGGCGGUGGCCUCGCGCACGCAGCGCGAGGGGAGCAUGGCGCCGGACUGCCGGAUGUUGACCUCGGUGCUGCCCGAAGGACCUUGCAGCUUGAUCCUGAACGUUGGACUGAUGUGCCUUUGGAGUUUGUUACAAGCGGCAGAGCGUUUGGAGCACUUUGACACCUGGGCAUUCGAAGGUGUGCCCUUGGAGCAGACGCGCAGUUGGCGCUUUCGCCCUGAGAUGGGCCACAGCCCGUCCGAGACCUUGGUCUCGUUGCUGAUGCAACGGCAGGGCGCACAACGCAUGGCUGAGCUGGGCGUCUUCGAGGCCAACUUGUCCCUUGAACUCCUGCAGCAGCUGCCAUCGCUGCAGAUGCUGCUGGUGGAUCCCUACCACCUCCGUCUGCGCGGCCGCGCGGAGGACCAGCCGCAGGGCCGCAGCGAGGCGGCGCUGCAGCUGGCAGCGGAGAAGCUGCAGCACCUGCGGCCGCGCGCCACGCAUCUGUUGCAGGGAUCCAUUGAGGCGGCGCAAUGGGUGGAGAGGAGCUCCCUGGAUUGCGUCUACGUGGACGGGGAUCACAGCUACGAAGGCUGCGCUGGCGACCUGGAUGCCUGGUGGCCCACGCUGCGCAGCGGCGGCAUUAUGGCGGGGCACGACUACACCUUGAUCUGGCCCGGGGUGGUGCUAGCUGUGAACCGUUUCGCGGUGCAACAGCGAGUUGCGGUGCACUUCACGGCUGAGACCUGGUGGAUGGUGAAGCCCUGA